AUGUUAUACAGCAAGGGUGAAAAGACUCAAAAACAUGACAGAGAAAAACUGCAGGAAGCAGGGUUGUUAGGAGUGAACCUCGGAGACCAGUAGAACGAGGAAGUGGAAAUUCACGGUCUUCCAUGAACCGGACCCCUACUUGGCAGUCGAGGACUCUCGGAGGACUGUUGUGACAAUUCCACGUUACUGUGGGCUCAGCUCUACGAAUAAAGGCCUCCGACACCCAAUGCAUCACAAUUGUUCUUCCCAGUCCUCAGAUUUUCAAGACAUUCAGAUUGAAAUCUCCACUUUCUUUCUUUCUCUCUCUCUCUUUCUGCAUUUUGGCUAAAAAUAUACAGCAUUAAGUAGGAAGUGACAGAAAAUACUUUCACCCAUGCAUCAUUCCAUAUGCCGCGUUUGAACAUGCUGGCGGAGAAAGUGGAGCAGAUGAUGGAGUGGAGUUCCCGACGCUCCGUGAUCCGUAUGAACGGAGAUAAGUUCCGCCGGUUCGUCAAGGCUCCUCCCCGGAACUACUCCGUCAUUGUGAUGUUCACCGCGCUGCAGCCUCAAAGACAAUGUUCUGUCUGCAGGCAGGCUAAUGAGGAAUACCAGGUGUUGGCUAACUCCUGGCGAUACUCUUCGGCCUUCUCUAACAAACUCUUUUUUACGGUUGUGGAUUACGAUGAAGGGGCUGACGUCUUUCAGCAGCUGAACAUGAACUCUGCCCCCACAUUCAUGCAUUUCCCAGCCAAAGGGAAGCCGAAGAGGGCGGACACCUUUGACCUCCAGCGGAUUGGUUUUGCCUCCGAGCAGCUGGCAAAGUGGAUCGCAGACCGCACCGAUGUGCAGAUUCGGGUUUUCCGCCCACCCAACUACUCUGGGACGAUCGCUCUGGCUCUGCUGGUGUCCCUGGUCGGUGGGCUCCUCUAUCUGCGCAGGAACAACCUGGAGUUUAUCUACAACAAGACCGGCUGGGCCAUGGCUGCAUUGUGUGUGGUGUUUGCCAUGACCUCAGGUCAGAUGUGGAAUCAUAUUCGUGGUCCUCCUUAUGCACACAAAAACCCUCAGAAUGGACAAGUGAGUUAUAUCCAUGGCAGCAGUCAAGCUCAGUUUGUGGCUGAAUCUCACAUUAUUCUUCUGUUGAAUGCGGCCAUCACCAUGGGAAUGGUCCUUUUGAAUGAAGCCGCCACGUCCAAGGGAGACGUGGGUAAAAGAAGAAUCAUCUGUCUUGUUGGGCUUGGUUUGGUGGUUUUCUUCUUUAGCUUUCUUCUCUCCAUCUUCAGAUCCAAAUAUCAUGGCUAUCCUUACAGCUUCCUGAUUAAGUAAAAUCACAUGGUGAAAUGAAAAGAUGUCGUUCUUCAGCAUUUACUCAAUGAACUCAAUUGCUGUUUGUACUGCAACAGAUUGCACGUGUGUACGCAAAAAGAAAUAAACUGAUCUGUUAUCCA
This is a messenger RNA of Paramisgurnus dabryanus, 1427 nucleotides long. NCBI's taxonomy places the organism in Eukaryota, Metazoa, Chordata, Actinopteri, Cypriniformes, Cobitidae. The record is from RefSeq and is a predicted model, not a curated record.